AUGACGCUUUUUCGGGCUUUGAAAUCCGGCCCCUCUUCACUUCCGCCCUCGUGUGCCUCAUCCACCUCGAACCCCCCGUUCCUGUCUUCGCUGUCGAGAAGAGAAGAAGGGUAUCUCUCCCGUGCCUCUCAGCAGAGCGCCGGCCUGCGGUGCGGUCCCAGCUGUGGUGCCCCGCCCCCCCGCUGCGAGUGCCUGGACACGCGAACCGACUCCUUCUCUUCCGAGAGGAAAUGUUUGGAGACGCCGUCUAUCCUGUCGGUUUCGCGAGACGAACCGCGGCUUCCGGCUCGGGUCUCAGGCGAAAUUGCCGCCGAGAGAAUGCGACAGAGACUGGACCAAUGCCAGCGGGCCGAAGAGCGCGAGGGCCCGCUCACCGGCAGUCUCCGAGACUGCGGGGGCUGUCAGAACGGCGACGCGUGCACCCGGCUGCCGGGUCGUUUGUCUCCGACCUCUCCGUUCUUCGAAGCCAGCCGGUGUACACAUCUCUCAGAGGUAGAAGCCAUUGAGGCCGAGGUCGAGUUUGCGGAGAAGCGACGGAGCGCCCGAGAGCGGGGCGAAGACGAUAAGAGGACGGAGACGCUUCUUCGGUCGUUCACCUGCCUUCCGCGUCUGUCUCUUCAAAGCGCGAAGCGUAUCGAUACUCAGCAAAAAGCGCUUCUGGUCGCGCGGCCGCGCUUCGCCGGCCUGACGCGCCUUCCUGGGGAGAGGGAGAGUGAGGUUGCAUCGGAGCGCAAUGAAGAAGCCGAGAGGCAAACGCGUCGUUUGUUGUCUUCUCUCCCAUGUGGUCACCUGCCUAGCCCCCGCGCCCAGUCCCCUUCCAGCUGCCUAGGCAGACAACCGAUUCAGGAGCGAGCGCGCGGCGGAUCGCCUGGUAGGGGCGAGGACGGGGGCUGUCCCUUCUCACUGGGAACCACCAAGAGCAGCCUGGCAACGCCUGUUUCCCUGACCGCCUCGAACAGUUCACGCGCUCAGUGCGUCGCUGAAAUCGUGGAGCGACUGAGUCGAGCCCAAGAAGCGCAGUGUGCGAACCUGAGAAGACGCUCGGCCGGACGCGCGGCCAGAUGCCUCCCGCCAGGUACGGACACUGCGGCCGCUUGUUCGAGUCUCUCCACGGGCCAAGGCGAAGUGAAAGGCAGUCAGCAAGAAGCUUCUGAGCGCCCGUGCUCUUCACCGGUCUGUUGUUUGCACGGAAGCGAAGCCAGACUCCAAGAGGCAACAUCCCGAGACGACGUGAACAGCGAGUCGAGGGGGGGGGCUCUGAAACUCACCUCGGCACAACGCUCUCAACUGGCAGCCGCCUGGGAGACCCGGACCGCCCUGCUGGCCGUUCUCGCGUCGAGGGCGCGACGCAGGCGAGAGGCGGAAAGCAACGUGGAGAGAGGCCGAGGAGACGGUUCGAGGAGCCGCCGGGACGACGGUAGGGGCGAGAGGUACCUCUCGCCUUCUCGCGUGUCUCCACGCAUGUCCUCGAGACCGUCUGGAUCCGCUAGCGUUUCGCGUCAGUCGUCCAUUUCAAAGUCUCCCUGUCCUUCCUCUUCGUGUUCUGUCCAGACAGCGUUCUCAAAUCCUUCCCGUCCGACGUCGCCGAGCCGCGCUGGCCGCAGCCGCGCUUCCUCGCUCUCUCGCGCCGCCUCUCGCUCCCAAGCGCGGUCGGCCGUCCCCUCCGAGGAAACAGACUGGACGCGUUCCAGAGCUCCGGCGUCGCAGCUGCUGCAAAUCCCUCCCUCGAAAGGCUCCAAGCCACUGCGGCAAUCAGACUCCCACACGACCGCUGUCGGCACACCGCCCGCUCGCCGGCGUCGCUCUUCCCGCAGAGACACCCCACGCGGCCUCUCCCCCCUCCCUUCAAGAAGUCUCAGUCGUGCCUCUUCGGCCCGCAGUUCGCGAACCCGCCGUGGCGGCUCUUCUAGGCGGCCCCUAGAGACGACAAGAGACCGGAAAGCGAAGCCGGAAAAGUCGCCAUCGCCUCCGCCAACCCCCCCCAGCCUCAGUUCUCGGGCCGCGUCCGCGCGCAACACGAGAAGUCCCCACAGGCGCUCCCCCGAGGCUAGCCGGCGCCACGGGGACACGCAGCCCAAUGAGAAGGUUGGCGAGAACGAGGGGAAGAAGGCGACGAAAGAGAAGGGAGAGAAAAGUGGAAAGCACGCGCUGUCGCCUCUUCCUAGCGUGAGUGUGAGCCGCGUGCCAUCGGCCGCGAGCUCCGCACGAGGCCCUCACAGAGAGCACUCCGCAGCCAAGGGUUUGGACAAGAAAGAUAGAGGGAAGACCGAGAAAGACAAGAGCGGGAACGCGGCGAAGACGCUCUCGCCCGCUCCCAGCAGGAGUGUGAGUCGCGCAACUUCGAACGCGAGCGCAAAAAGCGCCCGAAGCCACCACCGAGCCCACGGCAGCAAACAGGGUCUCGACAGACAGGGAGAGAAGACACACAACACGGAUAAGACACCCAAGCCGCACAAGGCCCAUAAGAGCAGCAGUUCCUCUUUGUCUCGAGGUGACAGGAAGGCGGGGGUGACGCACUCUGGAGAGACGCGAAAGGAUCUUAAGCGGAGUGCAUCUGCGAAUCCGCCGGUGGCGGCCCCCAAGCGAAGUCCCUCUUCGCAUCGGAAAACGCGUUCGCCGUCGCCAUCGCCGUCUCGACUCCACCUCCCCGACGCCUCGCUGAAGAAGCAAGACUCCUCGUCUGCCAGGGAGAAGCGCUCGCCGCGCCGUUCCGUCUCAGCAUCAGCUUUGCCGAGCCCCGCAGCGCCGGCAAGUGGAGUCUCCCGCGACGCGUACGGAGGGCGAGACGCGCUGCGCCGAGAGAAGGAAAAGCCCCGCCACAGCCAAGAGGGAAGGAAGUCUUCCAGCGGAGACGCCUCGCCCGGCACGCAUCGCUUGAUCGCCUACCCGAUCGCUGUGCAACAUUCCAUGGCGAGUCCCCGGCUGCUGCUUUCUUCAACAGAUCUCGGGGGGAUCCUGAAAUCGCUCGAUAAAGACGCCGACGCUCCCCCGCCGACCACGCAGUUCUUCCCACCGCUCGCGGGUCGGUUCUCGCCUGAGACGCUUGAGUCGGCUGACGCACGUCCUUCCACCGCGCCCUCGAAGCCGGUCUCCUCUUCCGACUUCGUUCGCGACAUCCUGGCGCAGGCAGGGUUGCCUCGGGUUCUCCUCGAUUCUCUUCUCUCUUCCUCCGGUGCGCCUUUCUUAGAGGCAAACGCUGGAAGGAAGCACUUGCAGGUGGAAGCGGGAACCGCGACGAACAGCGAGAACACGACGCGGGAGUGGGAGACGGCGGCCGACAUCGGGCACGCGAUCGCGGAGGCAGCAGCUGAGAGAGCUCGCACGGAUCCGACAGCUCGCGUCGAGCAGCUUUUGGAGAGAUCGAAGUCAAAGUUGGACACCUCGGCCUCUUUGGUUCAGAGGUUGCCUUCGUCUCUGGAGGAUCUUCUACGCGAUCUCGGUGAUGAAGGUAGUCGACCGGCCUACCCAUCCGUGGUCCGAUCGAGAUCGUCUGGACCAGGCGUCUUCCCGUCUCCUCUUUCACCUUCGAUCCCUUCUUUUUCGUCCUCGUUGCCGUCGGGGGACACGAAGGCCAUCGCGCUCUCCUUCAUCGCCGAGGAACUCGAAGCCACGUCGCAGCUGUGCCGGCGAAUCUCGGGAGUAUCCGAAUCUGCCUCCCUCUCCUCGGCUUCUUCUUUUUCUUCCUCUUCUUCUUUUUCUUCUUUUUCGUCCUCCUCUUCUUUCGCUGCCUCUUCUUCCUCGUCCUCUUCUUCGUCUUGUUAUCCAUUUCAGGAUCUUACGACAGCUGCGACGAUCGCUCCGAGUGCCGACCCAACGAGCGGGCCGGGUGGGAGCUGCGAAGAGCACUCGGUUUCUCCCUCUUCGCUCGUGCCUGCUGGCCGCCCUGUCGGUGUUGCCGCCUCUGCCGUUGCGGCUGAAGCCUCAGAGGCGGGGCGUCCGCGCCCCGAGGAGGGCGAGGCGAACGACCCGAAGGAAGACCGACAAACGGCUCCGGCAGAGAAGAAAGAGAGGGGAGAAAAGAGCCAAGAAACGGUCAACACAGGACACCCACCAGAUCCACGGGAAUCCGGAAAAGGAGAGCGCCCGAACAAACCACGAGAACACACAAAUGCUCACAAUUUUCAGCGCACCACGCGUCCUUCCUCUGCUCCCCCUUCUUAUUCACCAUCUUCGUCUUCCUCUACUUCUCCAUCAUCUUCUUCUUCCGCUUCUUCGCCAUCACCGUCUUCCUCAUCUUCAUCAUCCUCAUCUUCCUCUUCUUCACCAUCGUCUUCUUCCUUUUCUUCUUCUGUUUCCGCUCUGACGGGCGAGAGGACUGCGCACAAGCGAGAGAAUGCGGAGACCAGCGUCGACCUGUCCAAGUCGACCGCAGGCGCAGGCACUGAAGAUGGGGCUGUUCUCGCUUCGCGCCUGGCCACGCCGGAGCCUCUGUCUCCGUUUCUUGCGAACGCCGCGGAAAUUCGUCUGAUGCUUCCCAACAAGGACGAGGUUGCUGCUCUCUUUUCCUUCGUGUCUUGGAAAAGCUGGAACACAGCCUGCCCCGGAGGCCGAAAGCGUCGAAGCCCGCGAAGCCUUCGAAGCGCGCCCAGAGCGUCGCUUCUCGGCCUCGCGCCUGAGGAGUCUAACGCAGAGACAGCGAGUCAACACUUGGACGCGGCCAGUCAGCAGGGAACUAGCCGACUCGGAGCAACUCCCUUUCACAGCGCUUUCGUCCAAGGAUCCUUUGCGGACAGCCCGAAGGACGACCGGGGAGGGGAAGGAGAAGACGGCGAAGGAGACGAAGGAGGCUGCGAAGGAGAACCCGUGCGAGAGGCGGACGCGCGGGACGACAGACGCAGCAGACGAAGCUGUCCGGCGUCCACGAAACUACGAGACAUGCUUCGCGCCUUCAGGAACACGCCGGCAAAGAAAGUGCACCUGGCGUACGGAGAGGCGGAAAUACAGGGAGCAGAGGAGGCGGCGGAAGAGGAAAGAUCCGAGCUUUUGACCAGACAGGAGAGAGAGAGAGGCGGCCUGAGAGACCCCGAAGCGGAUACGAGCGAGGCGGACUCCGGCAGCCUCGACGCGGCGACGGCCGAAGACCUCUGGCUGCUUCACCAGACCAACGGAGAAACAAUGAAACGGUUGGAGAGCGUUUUCCGAGGAUCCGACCCCCUGACUCCCGUCGCUUCCGAAGACCUCCCAUCCGAUUCUUCCGUGUCGUGUCCACGGAGCACAGGCAGGUCGGCUGCGUCCAUUCGGGCCGGCUGUCUACAUGCUGCCCAGGCGCGACUUCGAGACGAGGGCCGGGCAGAAACCGAAGAGGAAGGCGGAGUGGAAGAGACGCUCUCUCGGCCUCCUCAUUGUGCCUUUCCUGGAUCGCGCGCUUCCUCGUUCGGUGCGGAUUGCCACGCCUUCUCUGUGGGCGCGCCAAGCUGGCCGAGUGCGCGGCGCCGUAGUCCUUCGUGUGGAUCGCCUGACUGCAGCGAAGAAGACGCACAACGCGGAGACAACGCAGCUAGGACGUCUUCCCUGGAACUUCGUCUCCGGGAAAAGGAGAGCACCGCAGGCUGCGAGGAAAGACAGAAGAAAGGCGGGAGCGUUUUCGACAAGACCGCGAACGAGGAUGAGGUUACCCGCUACGUUGAGCAUGGAGCCGAGGGGAGAGAGGCAGCGAAGAAGCUGCGCGAGAGUGAGGAUACUGCCGAGCAGGCACAGACGAAGGUCCAGAGAGAAGCUUCGGACACAGCCUUCCACUUUUCGUCGUCAGGUUUUGCUUCCGUCCCGUGCUCGCCUUCCUCGUCUUGGUCUGGUCCGCCGCGCACCGAGGAGCGCGAAAUGGAGGAGGCUGCGGCGUCGCCGGGCGGCGAAGGCAGCGUCAGCUCCGCCGGUAGAGCCGCUGGAGCGGAAAGGCAGAUGGAGGCCUCAGGGGGGGGAGGCGAAAGUGGGAAGUCUAGAGCUCGGAGCGCAGGAGUGAGUAUGAGCGACUCGGAAGGGCCGGAAGGGAGACGUGCAGAGAGGAGGGAAGCAUGCGAGCAAGACGGGGCGCCGACGACGCCGCGCUCCCCCGCAUUCACGGCUCUCUGCACAUGCGCCGACUGGACAGCAGGGACGGAGCUAGGAGAGAAACGCGAGGGGCUACGCGAAGGUCUGCUGGCCAAGAUGGCAAGGCAGGGAGCGCAAGCGAGGAAGGACGGAGAGGCGAGUGAAGAAACGAAGGAAGGGGACACUUGGCAACAGCCCUCGAAGACGCGAAACGGUCGUUUUGGAAAGCUAGGCGGUAUCCUGUCGUCUUGGCCAGACGUCGCGCAAGACACGAAGGGCGAGAAAAGACGACACCUGUGUCGCGCGCCCAGCCUCCACGAAAAGGCUUCUUCCGCCGCCUCUGACAAGUCUCUGCGAGAGGACCAGAAACCACCCAACACGGACGCCCUGGCCUCGCCGGCAGGCUCUGAAUUUACGUUCGCGAUGGAGUUUUCUCCUCAACCGUCCGAAGGAGCAAUCUACCAGACCGCUCUUGCUUCUCCCUCGGCCGCUUCUGUUCCCUCGUCGGAUGCACGCCAGCACCUAACCGAGUCAGCGUCCAGGCCUCCUUUGACCAACUCCUCGUCUCCCUCUUCCUCUUUUUCCUCUUCUUUCUCUUCCUCUUCUUCCUCCUCUGGUUCCUUGUUUCCUUCUUCCUCUUCUUCUUUCUCUUCCUCGUCCCCUUCCUUGUCUGCUGCGUCUUCGUCCUCUUGUUCCGCUUUCUCUUCUUCCUCUUCUUUCUCUUCCUCUCUCCCCUCCUCUGGUUGCGCCUUCUCCGCCGCUACUUCAGCCUCUGAUGCCUUCGGCUCUGAGAGAGAGCGUCUGCCCGAUGCUGUCUGUGUGUCGAAGCCUGAAGGUAGCUCCCGGCCUCUGACUGCGGGGAGCGAGAACCUGGUGGGAGACGAAAGCGACGCCGGAACAGAGGAAACGAAGAAAGGGACUAAAGAGGAGACUGCAGACGUUUCCGAAGCUUCCACGUGCCGCGACGCCCCCCCAGAGAGAAACGGCGGGGACAGCCUGGCCGAGCACAACGGGCUCUCGAGCACCAAUGCGUGUGCAUGCCCCGUUGAUGCACCGAAAAGGGCCAUACAACGGCUGUCCAACUCUGGCGAUGACGGCCAAGGCCGACCCCACAGCCAGGCGCCAGGCGACACAGAGGCCGGACGUCGCGAGCGCCGGAGGAAGGAGAGAGUCCGAGGCGACUCUCCACGCGCAGCCAUGCCGCCUCUCUGGUUCGGGUCUGACUUUUGUGUUUGGGAAGAGGAAACAAGAGAUGAGAGCCCUACAGAAGUCCAAACCCGUUCGCAGCCGGAGACUAGAACCUGUGGCAUCCAGGCAACAGGCGAAAGCGCCGCGUCUCUCUCUUCUCUCUCUGCGGGGAACCCGGCGGCGGGGGCGGCGGGGAUGCGUGUCGAAGGCGAAGGCCUUACACGCGAAGCGCAAGACGGAGGCGGGGAGACGGAGAUGCCCACGUUGUGCUCCGCCGCUCUCUCGCCUGUCUCCACGAAGCCCCGUGGAAGCCGGCGGUCCUCGAACCUGUUUGAGGGCGAAAACGAUCUGGAGCAGGCGGACUGGAGAGACAGCAGAGCACCAGAGCUAGACGAAGCGGGAGGACAGGCGAAAGACGCGCCCGCGCAAGGGGGAGGAAACGUGGUGAGGGCGUCCCUGCAGGCGUUUGUGUUGGAUUUAGAGGAUUCUGGAAAGCAGUUUCUCUCGGGCCACCUGAACUCCGGAACUGACCCGCCGAAGUGUACCCCUCCCGGCGAGGCUUACGCGCCCCUGAACGUCUCACUGGAAGGUUCGCCACACGAAGCGGGCGCCGCCAGAGAAGCCGCGCAGGCGGACGCGCGCACGCGCAAUGUCCGACACCACGGUGGAGAGAUCGAAGACCAGGAUCGUCGGCUCAGAUCCAAACAGGUGUCCAAAGAGACGCGCGACACAGCAGGACCGGGGGCCGGAGCAGGACUGAAGAGGCCUUCCCUCGCGCCGCUCUUAGACCUCCCCGAGCUUUUGCUGAGGCACGCGGCAACGGUCUCUUCCUUCCUCCCGACGAAAGACGCUGGGCGGGAGUAUUCACGAGAACGGGAAGGCGCGGGCGGCCGGGGGGACUCGAAAAGAGCGAGAGUAGGAUUUCCUUUCUUUGCGAGCCUGUCGGACGACAUCCUUUCUCGUUCGGCUGCUCCGACCACGUUGCGCGAGAGGGCGGCCGAAAGUCCACAAGAGCGACGGGCGACAGGGCCCGCAUGCGCCAAAGGCCACAGUGCAUCGACGGCGCCUUCUGCAUGCACUUCUUUCCGCCAGCUUUCGCGGUCCGCGCGUGGCUCUGCUCGCGCUGCGUCCUCCUCUCCAGCGUCGCACGCGUCCGGCUUCCGUCCUCCAAUGCCUCUUACACCCGUUCCUUCCUCCGCUCUCUCUUCUCUUGCCCAGGAGUCAGAAGACUUCUCUCCCGGUUCGCGUUUGCCACCGGGGUCGGAACUGGUCUCCUCCUCUUCGCCUCGUUCUUCCACCAGUUUCGCCGGUCUGCCCACAGCGACGACUCGGCCACGAAACGCGAACAGAGUCGACAGGAGGGGGGAGCCCGACGCGCAGGCCAGCCGAGAUGGCGAAGUCGCGUUCCCUCCGGCACGCGCCCGCCGGCAUCCACGAGACUUUCCCCCCGGGCUGCCUUCUCGGGUCACCAGUCAGCUGCGAGCAGGCGAGACUCCUCCUUCUCAGCACUCUGUGGAGUCGCCAUUCUUCUCUCCCCUUGCUGCGUCUCUCCAAGUUUUCUCGUCGCCCGGAAACCCAGCGCUCCUUCCCAACUCGAAGGCUUCUCUCCCUUCCAGUCCGGAGACCGACCAGCCUGCUGUCGCCCCAUGUUCCCCCUCCUUCUCUCCUCUGGAGACGCGCCGGUCGCUGGCGUCUCCUCUGGAGCCGUCUUCUUCCUCGCCGACCCCGGCUUGUGAGCGUCUCCCCAACGAGGCAGUCGACCGCAUCCGGUUCGUGCAGGCCAAGCUCCUUUUCGCCCAGGCGUCGCAACGCAGCCCUGCCUCGCGAUCUCUCUCGGCCUCAGACCCAGCGCGGGGUGCGCGCCUCGACUCCUUCCCUCUUCGUUUGAGCUCUCCAAGUCUGUUCGACAACCCACGGAUUGCCUUUCGCUUGACUCGCCGGACCGCCGAGGCCAGCGAAGAAGGUAAGCAGCCGUCUCCACCCCACGCCACACGUCUCCGUCCGUCUCUCCUGUUGGGAUCCUCACCGUUCAGUGCGCGGUUUCCUUCCCCGUCUGCUCUUCGUCAGUUUCCGACUCCGCCCUGUAACCCGAUUCGAAGGUACGAGGCCUUCCCGGAUGGAAUUCGGCGCUUCUCGACACCUGGGACUCUUCCAGGCCACGCCGCCUCUCUGGUGUCUCGACACCCGCCGACAAGCGGCACGGUAAAAUGCGGCGCCGCGUAUCUUCCUUCUGACCUUGACCGCCUCUCUUCCGCUCCUCUCCAGUCGCGUUCGCAUGCCGCGCCGGCGGAGUCAGCCCGCCGGUUUCCUCGCCACGUGGAGGCGCUGGCCCAGCGAGCGCGCAGUGUGCCAGGCAAACGCAACUUUUCCAAAGAAUUGGAGAGGUUCCGGACGGCGAGGCUGACACGGCCAGGCAUUACAGGGGCGCAUGCCUUGGCGGGCACGGACUUGGUUUCGCGGCUCAAAGCUCGCAAGGAGGCAGUGGCACAGCCAGCAGCUUCGCCGUGUUCUUUGUUCCGCGCCCAAGUGGAGACACGGUGGCGGAGGAUCAGCGGCGAGACACAGAGCUCGGGUUAG
Neospora caninum is the source of this 9789-nucleotide messenger RNA. RefSeq lists its product as hypothetical. Lineage: Eukaryota; Apicomplexa; Conoidasida; Eucoccidiorida; Sarcocystidae. The coding region runs from base 1 to 9789 and encodes 3262 amino acids. The transcript is spliced from 3 exons. The record is from RefSeq and is a predicted model, not a curated record.